Messenger RNA from Nasonia vitripennis (jewel wasp), 2074 nucleotides. It is a transcript of the gene AP-1mu, whose product is annotated as AP-1 complex subunit mu-1. The record is from RefSeq and is a predicted model, not a curated record. Gene Ontology annotation, cellular component: clathrin-coated vesicle; clathrin adaptor complex. The coding region runs from base 189 to 1457 and encodes 422 amino acids. The transcript has 2 exons. Gene Ontology annotation, biological process: vesicle-mediated transport; intracellular protein transport. Lineage: Eukaryota; Metazoa; Arthropoda; Insecta; Hymenoptera; Pteromalidae. Gene Ontology annotation, molecular function: clathrin-cargo adaptor activity.
GUGGUUUUCGUGUGAGGUACUUUGUACUCGCGACUCGCGACACAUCGGAGGUGUCACGGGACUACCAAGGGCUUCGGCUUUUAUCUGUACCGUGGCCUCGUUCGGACGCACUUUUCGACACGUAUAUAGUUGCUGCCGGGGAUUAUAUUGUUUAUUUACGAGGAAAGGGUAAAAUAGUAACAGCCAAAAUGUCGACCUCGGCGAUUUUCAUUCUCGACGUCAAGGGCAAAGUCCUGAUCUCCAGGAACUAUCGGGGCGACAUCGAGGCCGGAGUCAUCGAGAAGUUCAUGCCUCUCGUUAUGGAGCGAGAAGAGGAGGGCAAUCUGACGCCUAUUAUUCAGACAAGCGAGUGUACUUACGCCUACAUCAAGUAUAACAAUCUCUACAUCGUGUCGACCACCAAGAAGAACGCGAACAUAUCGCUGGUCUUCGUCUUUCUGCACAAGAUGGUCCAGGUGAUGCAGGAGUAUUUCAAAGAGUUGGAGGAGGAAAGUAUUAGAGACAAUUUCGUUGUGAUUUACGAACUGCUCGACGAGCUACUGGAUUUCGGCUACCCUCAGACCACUGACAGCAAGAUACUGCAGGAGUACAUCACUCAGGAGGGCCACAAGCUGGAGAUUCAGCCGAGGAUUCCUAUGGCUGUGACCAAUGCCGUCUCCUGGAGGUCGGAGGGCAUAAAGUAUAGGAAGAACGAAGUAUUUUUGGAUGUGAUCGAGUCCGUCAAUCUGCUGGCUAAUGCCAAUGGAAACGUCCUCAGUUCGGAGAUAGUGGGAGCUAUAAAGAUGAGGGUUUACCUGUCUGGAAUGCCUGAACUUCGUUUGGGCCUCAACGACAAGGUUCUGUUCGAGUCCACUGGUCGUGGGAAGUCCAAGUCCGUUGAACUGGAGGAUGUCAAGUUCCAUCAGUGCGUGAGGCUGUCGAGGUUCGAAAAUGACAGAACCAUUUCGUUCAUUCCACCAGAUGGAGAGUUCGAAUUGAUGUCCUACAGACUGAAUACUCACGUCAAACCUCUCAUCUGGAUCGAGUCAGUCAUAGAGCGGCACGCUCACAGCAGGGUGGAAUACAUGAUCAAAGCGAGAUCUCAAUUCAAGCGUCGCUCUACAGCCAACAAUGUGGAAAUAGUCAUACCCGUGCCAAACGAUGCGGAUUCUCCAAAGUUUAAGACCACCAUCGGAAGUGUUAAGUACUCGCCUGAACAAAGUGCUAUUACUUGGUCCAUAAAAUCUUUCCCAGGAGGUAAGGAAUACCUGAUGAGGGCACACUUUGGCCUGCCAUCUGUGGUGGGCGAGGACGUCGAGGGUAAGCCUCCGAUUCAAGUGAAGUUUGAAAUUCCCUACUUCACCACAUCUGGCAUCCAAGUGAGAUAUCUGAAGAUCAUAGAGAAGAGCGGAUAUCAAGCAUUGCCAUGGGUGCGAUACAUCACGCAGAACGGUGACUACCAACUGAGGACAAACUGAAAAAUUGAACGAGGGAAUGAAUUUUGUAUGAUUACUUUAUCUUCAACUUUGCAAGAGAUUCUUGCGAGUGUAAAGAUGUUUUAUCAGGAAAUUUUUAUUGUACGUACUACACCUACCAGUUGCACUGGGACUCUUACAUUAUGUAUACACGCAUGUGAUAAGUUUUAAUUUGUCGAGAGAGUAUUGAUGAAUUGAUCGAUUAACUUAAUGAUUCUUAUCGGUAUUGUAUUAUCCUGUAUUGGCUUUGUACUGGAAACAACAAAAGAAAAGAUUGUACAGAAUUUUUUAAACUAAGUGAAAAAAAUCUUAUUUUUAUUAUUGUUAUUAUAUAUGAUUGAGGAAUAAAACAAAUUAAGAAAGAAAAAAAACGGCAUCAAGUUGAAGUGGCAGAGAUGGACCAAUCGACUGACUCAAUUUUUCACGUUGUAAAUAUACAGAAGAGAUAAAAAGAAACGCAUUCCGUGCAUAAAACUCGAAACCGCGAGCCAUCACUGUAAGUCACGCUCGCCGCGCUAAUAGUAUUAAUAUGCGACUAUAUUGUUAUUACUGAUACGACUAGUGUUGAAAUCUGUAAAUGUAUCAAGGAAGGAUAAAAUAAAUUUUCAACUAAAACUGCA